Messenger RNA from Dovyalis caffra, 237 nucleotides. NCBI's taxonomy places the organism in Eukaryota, Viridiplantae, Streptophyta, Magnoliopsida, Malpighiales, Salicaceae. The record is from the annotation of a GenBank genome assembly.
AUGUUUGGUGGUAUACGGGGGCAAGAGGUUGUCAAAGCAUGCUCUGUUCUUGGAUCCAAUCUUCAGAAGAAACUGGAGGAUGCUUUGAAAGUGUUGCUAGAGCACUUUGCAAAUCCUAAUGCCGAAACAGAAGAUGGUGUUGGUGUUGAUGUGAAUGUUACAGCUGGUGGAGCAACUCCACUGCACAUUGAUGUUGACAUUGGGAGGUCAUUGAGGAAUUGGAACAACAAUUUCUAG